Messenger RNA from Betta splendens (Siamese fighting fish), 3780 nucleotides. It is a transcript of the gene ugp2b, whose product is annotated as UDP-glucose pyrophosphorylase 2b. Gene Ontology annotation, biological process: glycogen metabolic process; UDP-alpha-D-glucose metabolic process. Lineage: Eukaryota; Metazoa; Chordata; Actinopteri; Anabantiformes; Osphronemidae. Gene Ontology annotation, cellular component: cytoplasm. The record is from RefSeq and is a predicted model, not a curated record. Bases 843 to 2369 code for a protein of 508 amino acids. Gene Ontology annotation, molecular function: UTP:glucose-1-phosphate uridylyltransferase activity. The transcript has 10 exons.
CGACUGGUAUUUUGAAUCUCAUCGCCACGCUAAGGUUCGAGUAACUCCACGGGUUUCGUUGGACGUUGAGCAAAAACAGUGGCCUUCCCCGUGUGACAUUCACGGUACUUCUGUUAAAUGCACGACGUCAAGGACGCGCCGUGCACGUCGCGUUUGAACCGUGUUUGUACUGCAAACACAAAAGCCUGGCAUGUAAAGUAGUCACUCAUCCGUCCGCUCGUCGUUCCUUAUUUAUCUUCCAUCUACUCAUUAAAGUUCCUCGUCGGGCGGAGCUCAUCGCAGAGCGCAUUCUUGCCAAUCGCGCCGGUUAAUAGUUAUCUUGAUGUUAUAGUUAUGAGUAAGAACUCGUGUGUGAAAGGAAAAGAGCAGCGGUGGUAAUAAUGUCAUAAACAUGUAGACAGGGGGCGAGGCAAGAGAAAACCAGAGGUUGGAGUGAAAGCCAGCGUUUGUGACGUGGUUUACAGAACUUGGGCUGGAAAAGGAAAGGCAUCCACCGCAGGCCAUAAAGCUUCUUCGCAUCAGAUCACGUUCCGUGUUCACAGGACAUUUUCAGGCAUUUGGAUCCUGUCACCAGAUGAGCGUGUCAUUGUUUUGCUCUCUGUCGAUGUCUUGGUUUUCACGAGCUCGAAGAGAAACGGACUAAAAGCCUGAACAUCUGUAAAAAGAUGUCUUUUUUCCGAUCACCGCAAGAAAACUUUUUUAUAUUUGCACAGUGGAUGUGUGUUUAACGAUAAGUGUUUUUACUCGGACUCCUGUCUGGAUUAUUUACUUGGUAGCGCUUCUGUUUGCUGCUGUUUGCUCUAUUUAUCUAUCUGUCCUAAUCGCUACUUGGCAGCUCAAACAUGACACUUUAUAUAGAAGGUCUUAUUAAAGGACCAGCCAACGAAGGGAUGGCUCAGUUCCAGGAAAUGAUGCGGCAGCAGCUGGAGAGCUCCAUGCACACGGAGCUGGAGAAACUGCUGGACACUGCCAAAGCAGCAGAGAAAGAGGUGUCCAAGAAAGACUUUGAAGGCUUCAAGAAUCUUUACCACAGAUUUCUGCAGGUCAAGGGACCAUCAAUAGAGUGGAUUAAGAUAAAGAGACCCCCAGAGGACUCAAUCCAACCCUACGAUAAGAUCGCCGCUCGAGGCCUCCCGGACAACGUAGCCGACAGCCUGAACAAGCUGGUGGUGGUGAAGCUGAACGGAGGCCUGGGCACCAGCAUGGGCUGCAAGGGCCCCAAGAGCCUGAUCAGCGUCCGCAACGAGAACACCUUCCUGGACCUCACUGUUCAGCAGAUAGAGCACCUGAACAAGACUUACAACACAGACGUGCCCCUGGUCCUCAUGAACUCCUUUAACACGGACGAAGACACUAAGAAGAUCCUGCAGAAGUACACGCACCAUCGCGUCAAGAUACACACCUUCAACCAGAGCAGGUACCCUCGCAUCAACAAAGAGUCCCUCCUCCCUGUGGCCACCGGCCUGGCCAUGACGGGGCAGAAUGCGGAGGGCUGGUACCCUCCGGGCCACGGCGACAUCUACGCCAGCUUCUACAACUCGGGCCUGUUGAACGAGCUCAUCGCUCAGGGCAAGGAGUACAUAUUUGUGUCCAACAUCGACAACCUGGGAGCCACCGUGGACCUGCACAUCCUGCACCACCUGGUCAGCCAGCCCAACGGCAAGCGCUGCGAGUUCGUCAUGGAGGUGACGGACAAAACCCGUGCCGACGUCAAGGGUGGAACCCUGAUCCAGUACGAGGGGAAGCUGCGGCUGCUGGAGAUCGCACAAGUGCCCAAGGCCCACGUGGACGAAUUCAAGUCGGUGUCGAAGUUCAAGAUCUUCAACACCAACAACCUCUGGAUCUCCCUGGCCGCUAUCAAGAGGCUCCAGGAAGACAAGGCCAUGGACAUGGAGAUCAUAGUCAACCCCAAGACGCUGGACGGGGGGCAGAACGUCAUCCAGCUGGAGACGGCGGUGGGCGCCGCCAUCAAAUGCUUCGACAACGCUCUGGGAAUAAACGUGCCUCGCAGCCGCUUCCUGCCCGUCAAGACCACGUCCGACCUGCUGCUGGUCAUGUCCAACCUGUACAGCCUGGACGCCGGCUCCCUCAACAUGAGCCCCAAGAGGGAGUUCCCAACCACCCCACACGUCAAACUGGGCAGCUCCUUCACCAAGGUCCAGGAGUACUUGACUCGCUUCGAGAGCAUCCCCGACAUGCUGGAGCUCGACCACCUGACUGUGUCUGGAGACGUGACCUUUGGGAAGAACGUCUCGCUCAAGGGCACCGUCAUCAUCAUCGCCAACCACGGCGAUCGGAUCGACAUUCCUGCCGGCUCCAUGCUGGAGAACAAAAUCGUAUCCGGAAACCUUCGCAUCCUCGACCACUGAGGCCUUUUCCACACCCUCGUACCUCACCGCCCUCUCUUAUCAAGUGACCUAGUUGGCCUGAUCCCAGUCAUGUGACAUGUCAUGUUUACCCGACACCAACAGAUUGUAAGAAGAAGUGGUUUUCCCUCAUAGGCUUCGUGUGAUUGCAUGUGCAGUGAUAUUCUAGUCAUUUACAUGGUUAAUGUAAAUGUAGCGGGUGUAUACUGCCCCCUGCUGGCCGAUUGCCAUUUAUUAUAUAAUAUAAAACUCCUGGAGUAUUAACUGUAGACAUAGCUGUCAUAUUUAAUGUAUCUAUAAAAACGGAGAAUGGAGUACAUUUAAAAUUAAACUAUUUCAGAUUUUUGAAAAAUAAAAUCUACAAGUAAUAUUCAAACAAAGUCCCGUCAAAAUGAUAAACAUACAAACCUUCACCUGCACAGUGUAGUUUCACAGAGCUACAGUCAUGGAGGAGAUCUGACUUAUUUCAGAGAAGACUUCGUUUAGUUUCCCCUCUCAGCUAGAGCUGAUUUAUUCAGACCUGCUCUACACACGUCCAGGAUCAGUCACCAAAUCACUGCAUCCCCAGGAACCGCACAACCUUCACCAUCAUUUCUAAAGACAAACGAUUUAUUAGAUCUCUAUCUGAAGCUUUGACUCCAGAUGCUUUAAUUACAUUGUCCCAGUGAUUUGACUUCCCCCAGUUUUUAGAAGCAGAUGAAAACAUUCCUUCAUUUCCAUUACCUCCAUAAGAAAUAAACUGCCACUGACCUUCCAGAGCAACGGCAGCUAUGAAAUCAUCCCUGAACACUGAACGUCCGGGUCCACGUGAACCUCAUCCUGACUCAUUAGAGGAGGAUGUGAGGUGUCACCAAUGCCUGAGCAGCCUCUGUGUGUGUGUUUGUUAUUGUCGUCCUGCUUUGUAGUGAUUCAUAACCAGACGACUCACACUGUGCUUUACUUUGGUUUGUUCAUCAGACCUCACGCAUCCAUUCCUGUGUCAAACCUCACUAUUCCUCUGUCCACCCUGCAUUUAUCAACUCAGUGUAAAACAGGACGUGCAAUAUUUUCUGCUGUUUUUACAUGUAUGGACGUUUGUCUUUCUGUGGUUGUGGGAGACCGUGAGUAUUCACUCCUCUGCCGGACCUAGACCGGACUUAGCUUUACCAUAAAACCAUGUGUCCGCCACUUAACGGACUCUCAAGGACUGAUGAAAGUCUUCAGAUCAUAUGAAGUAAAAUGUGUCCACACAACAAUGGAAAGACAAACAGACUUUAAUCACGCGUACGCAAAGUUUCAGUGUGAAAAUCCUUGAGGCGCGUCCGAAGUCCAGGAGUCUGAGAGCAAUAAGUGUUGAACUGUGACAGUGACGAGGUCUCAGCUGAGCUCCGCGCGGCCUCCUCAGAGCUGAAUAAAGUGCAAUAUGGAAAACGGA